Molecule: messenger RNA, 972 nt
Organism: Triticum aestivum (bread wheat)
Lineage: Eukaryota; Viridiplantae; Streptophyta; Magnoliopsida; Poales; Poaceae
Exons: 2
Coding region: 1-552 (183 amino acids)
Source: RefSeq, a predicted model, not a curated record
AUGAUGUUCUUCUCCUCCUACAUACCCUAUGUCCAGCCCAGGCGAGUGGCCGCCAUUGGUGAUGCAGUUUACUUCACGAUUUCGCGGUCCGCUGCCAUCGCCAAGUAUGAUUGGGGCGAGAAUCGCCUGUCUGUGAUUGACCCGCCACCACCAGAUACAGAAGUGUACGGCGGUUUCGUCUCCCUCAUGGUCAUGGAGGACAAUUCGCUGGGGCUCGCUGGUGUUGAGGAUUCCACUUCCAGUCUGCAUAUCUGGUCAAGGACGGUGAAGGGAGCUGCAAAAUGGGUACAAUGCAUGGUCAUUGACCUGGAGAAAGCCAUGCCCAUGGCCAAUCCCCGCGAAGGUCAUGGAGCAUAUGUGGUUGGUUUCGCAGAGGGUGUCGGUGUCAUCUUCGUCAGAACAGAUGCUGGCUUAUUCACGCUCGAGCUCAAGUCCGGGCUGGUGAAGAAAGUUGAUGAAUUUGGGGUCUACUUUUCCGUUUUACCCUACAUGAGCUUCUACACUCCUGACCGUGGUAGAUUGUCAUCGCUGGCAAGGCUCACUGAUGUCUGACGCGCCACUCAAGAGCAGGACCUGGCGAAAUGGACGAACCCGUCACUACCCAAAUUCUUCUUUUGCGAAUCACGAACCGAACUUAAUUCUGCUGCUGGUGGCUUCCUGAAGUCCUGGGAGAUCCUUUAUUUAUUUUCUUGAGUAGUUGAAGCAUGACUGGUGCAGGUCGUUAUGACAUGCGAGGGAUUGAGGUUUUGUAUCCUGUGGUCACAGGUCGACCCAAAAUUCAGCCAUCCAAACCAACUAGCUAGUCCUGAUUUCAAAGUAAGAAAUGUAGAAGGAAAAUGAACUGAGAGCGGCGUCCCAGAGCUACUGAGGUCAAUCGUGGAUGUUUUAGUCCAACUCGUGCUGAUCCUUGUAGGCCUAAAGGUUGUAGAAGCAUCGAAUAUGCGGGGUGUAUUUGAUGUAUCAGUUGCUGUU